Olea europaea var. sylvestris is the source of this 1845-nucleotide messenger RNA. Its product is annotated as translation initiation factor eIF-2B subunit gamma-like. Gene Ontology annotation, biological process: cytoplasmic translational initiation; biosynthetic process. Gene Ontology annotation, molecular function: translation initiation factor activity; guanyl-nucleotide exchange factor activity. The transcript has 13 exons. Gene Ontology annotation, cellular component: eukaryotic translation initiation factor 2B complex; guanyl-nucleotide exchange factor complex. The coding region runs from base 165 to 1547 and encodes 460 amino acids. NCBI's taxonomy places the organism in Eukaryota, Viridiplantae, Streptophyta, Magnoliopsida, Lamiales, Oleaceae. The record is from RefSeq and is a predicted model, not a curated record.
CUUCGUUAAAACUCUGACCUCCUAAGCCUUCACAAAACGUACACACAGACAUGCGCAAAAUUAGAUAAAUACACGCACAGAAUUGAAAAUCCCACCACUCUUGGAUAUGUUUUUUGUUCGCUUCUUCACCCCACAAGCAGACUGGUAUAGGAAAUCACUAGAGGAUGGAUUUUCAAGUGGUGGUGUUAGCAGGCGGCUUUUCCUUGGUUCCUCUGGUUUCUAAGGAGGUGCCUAAAGCUCUAUUGCCGGUGGCGAACAGGCCGGUCCUGUCUUAUGUUCUCGAUCUUCUGGAGCAGAAAAACCUUAAGGAUCUUAUUGUUGUUGUUGAAGGGGAAUCCGCAGCGCUUGCUGUCAGUGCUUGGAUUUCCAGCACGUACAUUGAUCGAUUACAUGUCCAGGUGGCUGCAGUUCCUGAGGAUGUUGGAACAGCUGGUGCUCUUCGAGCUAUUCAUCGUAGACUGAAUGCAAAGGAUAUCUUGGUUGUGAGUGGUGAUUUGGUUUGUGAUGUUCCCCCUGGGGCAGUGGCAGCUGCUCACAGACGACAUGACGCUGUAGUAACUGCUCUGCUUUGCUCCGCUCCUGUCAGCGGACCAUCGGAUUCAGGUUCCUCUGGUGCAAAGGACAAAGCUAAGAAACCAGGACGGUAUAACAUUAUAGCAUUGGACCCAACGAAGCAAUUUCUAUUGCAUAUAGCAGCUGGAGCUGAAGUUGAGAAAGAUAUUCGAGUCCAGAAGAGCAUUCUCCGAGCUGUCAGCCAGAUGGAAAUUUGUGCUGAUCUGAUGGAUGCUCAUAUGUAUGCAUUCAAGAGAUCUGUUCUGCUAGAUGUUCUUAAUCAAAACGAAACUUAUCAAAGUUUGAGACGUGAUGUAUUGCCCUAUCUUGUUAGAAGCCAGCUGAGAUCUGAAUUAUUGUCAAAUGGAGUUCAAUCAGACGAAAAUGGCAAUGGUACGGAUGCGAUGCAGAACAUUAAAAUCUUGCCAUCUCAACUUCUGGCUAAUGCAUCUACACCAAGUUUUCACGAACUCUUUGCCUUGGGUCCGGAUGGUUCUGCCUCAAUGACAAGGAAAACUCAUAAGUGUUGUGUUUACAUUGCAAACAAGAGCAAGUAUUGUGCACGCUUAAAUUCCAUUCAAGCAUUUAGUGACAUAAACCGAGAUGUAGUAGGAGAUGCAAAUCAUCUCUCAGGCUACUCUUUUUCUGCUCAUAACAAUGUGAUUCAUCCCUCUGCUGUACUUGGAUCUAAAACCACGGUGGGCCCACAAUGUGUGCUGGGGGAUGGUUCACUGAUGGGUGACAAGUGCAGCGUGAAAAAAUCUGUCAUUGGCCGUCAUUGUCGGAUAGGUUCAAAUGUGAAGGUUGUCAGUUCAGUCAUUAUGGACCAUGUCACAAUUGGAGAUGGUUGUUCCAUCCUAGGUUCUGUUAUCUGCAGCAAUGUACAGCUCCAAGAGCGUGUUGUUUUGAAGGAUUGCCAGGUUGAAGCAGGCUUCGUGGUCACUGCUGGAAGUGAAUAUAAAGCAGAGUCUUUGGCAAAGAACGAAAAGCUAUGACUAUGGAUCCCUCCCUAUUUUUUUUUUUCUUUCUUUUGUGCGCGUCCAUUUGAGAUUUAUAUUCUUGCAGUAUCGUCGUUCAUCUCCUUUGUGCCUUUGUUUCGUCUUUUAGGGUAAAGGAGAAAGUAACACCAAUUUUGUUUGGUACUUGGGAAACUAAAUUGUCAUUUUAUCUAGUAGGGAUUGUAGAAUUUAAUGAAGUUUUUCACACACCAAGGUUUAUUGUACCGUGAAUACUUUGACAAUUGGAAAAUGUUUGUAAGGAAAUUGAAUCGUUGUGGCAUCUAAUUCUCUGCUA